UGGCCGGGACCCUGGACUGUGCUUCUGCUGCCAUGACCUGGUGCCGCCGCCGGACCCAGGAGUAGUGACCCCGGCGACGCUCUCGCUCUGGCCGCACCCUCCCGGCCCGGCAUGGCUUCAGACCUCAACUCCCUCCUGACCUCUGUGCCGCCGGCUCCCAACCCGCUGCCGGUCAGCUCGGCCCCUCAGUGGGCCCCCGUGCUGGACUUCCACACGGCGGCCUCACCCUACUCCUCGCUGGGCGCCACGCACUCCUUCAUCAAGCAGGAGCCCGGCUGGGGGGCCUCGGCGGACCCCCACCACCUGGACACGGACCCCCACUGCGGCCUGAGCGCUUUCACCGUGCACUUCUCCGGGCAGUUCACCGGGACCGGGGCCUGCCGGUACGGGGCGGCCUUUGGACCCCCGCCGCCCGCCAGCCAGCCGCCGCCGGGCGGCGCCCCGCACCACCACCAGCCCCCCGCCAGGAUGUUCGGCGGCCCGCCGUACCUGACCAACUGCGUGGACGCGGCGCCCGCGGCCCGGAACCAGACAGGUUACGGGCCCAUGGCGUUUGACGGCGGCGCCGGCGGCUACGCUCACCCUCCGUCUCACCACGGCUCUCAGUUCUCCAGUCACUCCUUCAAACAGGAGGAGGCGCUGUGUCAGCAGGGCGCCAUGGGGGAGCAGCAGUAUCCGGUGCCUCCUCCUGUCUACAGCUGCCACACGCCCUCGGACCUGCUGAGGAACCCUUACAACAGCCACGCGGCGGCGGCGGCGAGCUACGACGGCGAGCCCAGCGCGCCCAUGGUCUACAGCUGCAGCACGCAGUACCGCAUCCACACGCACGGGGUCUUCAGAGGGAUCCAGGACGUGCGGCGGGUGCCCGGCGUGGCUCCGGCGCUGGUGCGCUCGGACGGCGGCGAGAAGCGUCCCUUCAUGUGCGCUCACCCCGGCUGCAACAAGCGCUACUUCAAGCUCUCCCAGCUGCAGCUGCACAGCCGCAAACACACAGGAGAGAAGCCGCACCAGUGCGACUACGCCGACUGCGGCCGGCGCUUCUCCCGCUCGGACCAGCUGAAGCGACACCAGAGGAGACACACAGGUUUGACGCCGGCCGCGCAGCAGCCCAGGACGACCUCUGCUCCACUGUGCUCUGCUCUCUCCCUCUGCCUGUCUGUCUGUGUGUGCGUGCGUGCGUGCGUGCGCUCCGCGCUUGUGCAGGUGUCAAACCCUUCCAGUGCGAGACGUGUCAGAGACAGUUCUCUCGGUCUGACCACCUUAAGACUCACACCCGGACUCAUACAGGUAAAACAAGUGAGAAGCCCUUCACCUGCCGCUGGCCCAGCUGCCAGAAGCGCUUCGCCCGCAGCGACGAGCUGGUGCGCCACCACAACAUGCACCAGAGGAACCUGAGCAAGCUGCAGCUGGCCCUCUGAGCCGGGGCCCGACCUCUGACCUGGUUCGUCCUGGGGGGAGGAGCCUCUGCUGUCCCCGCCCACUCGCCGGCCUCAGGUGUACAUAGCUCCAGCUCUUAUUUAUUUGGCCGAGCUUCUGACCGGCGCCGCCUCCUGCGUGUGGUCCUCACAUGUGCUCUGCAGAUGUACAUACUGCUUGGUUGCCGCGGCGACGCUCCUGUAACUUACGCUGGAUG
This is a messenger RNA of Synchiropus splendidus (mandarinfish), 1633 nucleotides long. RefSeq names its product Wilms tumor protein homolog. Gene Ontology annotation, molecular function: DNA-binding transcription factor activity, RNA polymerase II-specific; RNA polymerase II cis-regulatory region sequence-specific DNA binding. Gene Ontology annotation, biological process: negative regulation of apoptotic process; negative regulation of cell population proliferation; regulation of transcription by RNA polymerase II. The coding region runs from base 112 to 1395 and encodes 427 amino acids. Lineage: Eukaryota; Metazoa; Chordata; Actinopteri; Syngnathiformes; Callionymidae. The record is from RefSeq and is a predicted model, not a curated record. The transcript is spliced from 7 exons. Gene Ontology annotation, cellular component: nucleus.